Bathycoccus prasinos is the source of this 765-nucleotide messenger RNA. RefSeq lists its product with no specific name. The transcript has a single exon. Bases 1 to 765 code for a protein of 254 amino acids. The record is from RefSeq and is a predicted model, not a curated record. NCBI's taxonomy places the organism in Eukaryota, Viridiplantae, Chlorophyta, Mamiellophyceae, Mamiellales, Bathycoccaceae.
AUGUCGGAAAACAUGACGAGGACGACGACGACGACGACAGAAACCCAACCGCACAACGGUGGGAGAAUAACAUAUUUCCACGGACAAGGAUCGUUAGACGAACUGGACGAAGAAACGCUGCUGAAACAGUCGCCGUUUCCAAUUAAACCGGAUGAUUUAAUCGCGUUAACGAAACGCGUACUCAACGACAACCUGUUGUGCCCUGAAGCGCACUUAAAAUGCGGGCCUGCACUGUCGGAAGAUUUUCAAUACUGGUCGUUCGCCGUCGGCCCAAUCAAUAAGAAGAGCUUUAUUGAGUAUUUGAAAAUGAAUUUGACCGAUGCGUUUCCGGAUCGGAAAAUGAAUACGUUUGGGUAUCGAGUCGAUCCGAUGGAAUUUAACCGCGUGUGGUUCAACGCGAGAUGGCAAGGCACGCACACGGGGAUGUUGAUGAACAAAAUUAAGCCCACGUAUAAGCAAUUAGACUUACCACCACAAAUCGUUUCAUUAACGUUCACCGAGGAAGGAAAGGUUUCGAAAUACACGCAGUUCGUGGCGGAUAGAUCGUGCGGGAAUACGCACGGAUACAGCGGUGUAAUGGGCAUCUUUCGAGCGUUGGGAGAGAACGUCCCUUUCCCCGGCGUCGUCGAGAAUUACUUGAGAAAAGACAGUCACAGGCGAAGUGAGCCAGGUGUGUAUUUCAAACUGAGAGCGUGGUUUUGGCAGAGGAAAGUCACGAGACGGACCAAUCGUAGGAGCGAAAAGGACACCCGUAACGAGCGAUGA